AUGCUGCGCCGGCCUGUGGCCCGGGCCUCUCUGCGCUGUUUCCGGGAGCGGGACCCGGGCCUGGAGCUGGAGCCGCCGCCGCUGCAAGAGUAUGUCACCCUGCCCCCCCGUCCGUAUGUCACCCUGCCCCCUACCCGUCGAUAUGUCACCCUGCCCCCUCCCCGUCAGUAUGUCACCCUGCACCCUCCCCGCCAGUAUGUCACCCUGCACCCUCCCCGCCAGUAUGUCACCCUGCGCACCCCCGUCUAUGUCACCCUGCCCCCCCGUCAGUAUCUCACCCUGCACCCUCCCCGUCAGAUACAUCAGCAAAGGGCCGUGGAGGCAGUUUUGAUAAUUACUCGCAAAAGGGAAGAGGAUAAAUACUUGAAGGAAAAACGUUCACAGGACCACCGGGAAAGCGAGAUUAGGUGCAAGUCUAGCCGUACGACAGCAGAGAGCCGAACAGCUCAUGGUGCCGUUAAUAUCAGCCUACCAGCUAGAAAUGUUGGAUCGUCCCAGUUUAAAACGAUUGAGGAUGAGCUGGUGAAUGCACUAGUAAAGGCCAAAUGUAUCCCAGAGAAUCAUGGUGACGAUAUGAGGAAAAUGUCCUUUCAGAGAUGUGCAAGGACAGACAAGGGCGUUUCUGCUGCUGGUCAAAUUGUCUCUCUGAAACUCUGGCUCAUUGAUGACCUGUUGGAUAAGGUCAAUGAACACCUACCAGCGGGCAUUAAAAUACUAGGACUGAAGAGAGUAACUGGGAGAUUCAACUCGAAGAACACCUGCGAUGCUCGGACCUAUUUCUAUAUGCUCCCAACUUUCUCCUUUGCCCACAAAGACCAUGACAGGCAGGAUAGAGAGUACCGUCUCAGCAGUGACACACUGAGCCAUGUCAACAGGCUGUUAGCCAGCUACAAAGGGACGCACAAUUUCCACAACUUCACAUCUGGUAAGGGUCCAAGAGACCCCAGCGCUAAGCGAUACAUCAUGGAAAUGUAUUGUGAAGAGCCAUUCGUGAGGCAGGGCAUGGAAUUCGCUGUUCUGAAGGUGAAAGGGCAAAGCUUCAUGAUGCAUCAAAUUAGGAAAAUGAUUGGAUUAGUGAUCGCCAUAGUGAGAGGUUACGCCCCUGAGUCCAUCAUGGUUCGGAGCUGGGGUGAGGAAAAGGUUGAUGUCCCAAAGGCUCCAGGACUGGGGCUUGUAUUGGACACAGUCCAUUUUGAGAAGUACAACAACCGUUUUGGCAAUGAUGGAGUUCAUGAGGCACUGGAGUGGCAUGACAUUGAGGACCAAAUAAUGGGAUUUAAAGAAGAUCAUAUCUAUCCAACCAUCAUCAAGACUGAAAUUGAGGAGCAGUCCAUGGCCAAUUGGCUGAGUACGUUACCAAUCCAUGAUUUUACUGCCACAGCAUCAGGAGUUCAGAUGAACGAAAAUCACACCAAGAACGUGAUGGAAGAUUUGGAUGAAGGCAGCGAUGGAGGUGACUCUGACUGAGUUGGUGGUAGAGUUCGGACUUGCAAGUAACAAUUCUACAGCCAGCUGGUGGGAAUGAAGACUAGAGACGGCAGAGCAACGGUUGGAAGUCUCUCCUUGCAGUGUUUGUGCAAGGUACAUGAAUAGGCUACUCUGCAAAGUGAGAAGGGCCCCAAGUUGAUAAGUUUUCUGUUUAAAUUUUAGCCUAUUCAGAUGAUUUAAUUUGGUGAUGUACGUUUUCCUUUGAUUUUGUUUUUAAUUGUUGCUCAGUUGGAGGUUUAAAGGAGCAAUAAUUUUUAUAGGAAUUUGUUUCCAAUUUAAAUCGAUUGUACAUUACACAUUGCAGCGGUGAGAGUAGGAGACAGGAGAUGCACAGAAUGAUACAGUGCAACAGGGGAUCAUGUACAUAGCUCUGAAUGGAAUAUUCAGUUAGUCCUGUCUCCCUGCUCACAACUCUGCAAAUUUUACCCUUGUAAUUUUAACCAGUUUAGUUUAGAAAAUUGCUUGCAUGCAAAAAUUUCAACCGACUGCAAGAAUAAACAAAUUAAGGGGACAACUUUCUAACUUCACUGUUACUUGGAUAAUCAUGCCUUAUGUUGAUGUUACUUUCAUGCAUUGGUAGAAUAAUGGAUCUGAGAAUCAUUGCUUCAGUAUGUGAACACAGUCAAAGCUCUAUUGUGUCUGAACUUCAGGAUUGUGUCGCUGUGCGGCAUCUAAGUGGAUGUGAUUAUUUAAAAAUAAUAAAGGUGAAAGAAGUUCACCCAAAA
Messenger RNA from Stegostoma tigrinum, 2213 nucleotides. It is a transcript of the gene pus1, whose product is annotated as pseudouridine synthase 1. Gene Ontology annotation, molecular function: pseudouridine synthase activity; RNA binding. The transcript is spliced from 8 exons. The record is from RefSeq and is a predicted model, not a curated record. Gene Ontology annotation, cellular component: nucleus. Gene Ontology annotation, biological process: tRNA pseudouridine synthesis; mRNA pseudouridine synthesis. NCBI's taxonomy places the organism in Eukaryota, Metazoa, Chordata, Chondrichthyes, Orectolobiformes, Stegostomatidae. The coding region runs from base 1 to 1467 and encodes 488 amino acids.